Hippoglossus stenolepis (Pacific halibut) is the source of this 2152-nucleotide messenger RNA. It is a transcript of the gene sptlc3, whose product is annotated as serine palmitoyltransferase, long chain base subunit 3. Gene Ontology annotation, cellular component: serine palmitoyltransferase complex. Lineage: Eukaryota; Metazoa; Chordata; Actinopteri; Pleuronectiformes; Pleuronectidae. Bases 202 to 1878 code for a protein of 558 amino acids. Gene Ontology annotation, biological process: sphingosine biosynthetic process; ceramide biosynthetic process. The transcript has 12 exons. The record is from RefSeq and is a predicted model, not a curated record. Gene Ontology annotation, molecular function: pyridoxal phosphate binding; serine C-palmitoyltransferase activity.
UUACACGAUAUCGAAACAGUGAAGUGUGACUUUCCCUUGAACUGUCGUUGACUGAGAGGCUGCGGGCGAAGCCGCCGCCGCAGCAGAAGAAGGAGGAAGUCACCUGUCAAGCUCAGCGCAGGACACACGCGCUUCACCUGACACCCAGACACACACACACACACACACGGAGCAGGUUGUCGCUGCUCCGCUUCCAGGAACAUGGCAAGAGCCGCUGCUGCUAGUGCUGCUGGUGCUGCUGCUGCGAGCGGGAACUCACACACACUUCUCAACUGUAAUGGACUGAGGAGCGAGGAUGUGAAGAGGAGCGUCUGUCACUGCAACGGAGAGAAAAAUGGCCCCCGGACUGGUGUUGCCUCCAGGCAGCACAGGCAGGAACCCUUUGAACAGGCACCCAUGUACGUGGCUGUCAUGACAUACCUGGGCUUUGGCAUCGUCACCCUGUUUGGCUACUUCCGAGAUUUCCUCAGAGCUGUGGGCUUAGAGAAGUGCCACCAAGCUCAGGAAAGAGAGGAACAGAAGGAUUUCGUACCGCUGUAUCAAGAUUUUGAGAACUUCUACAAUCGAAACCUGUACAUGAGGGUACGAGACAACUGGAACCGUCCAGUGUGCAGCCUGCCGGGACCCGUCUUUGACCUGAUGGAGAGGGUGUCUGAUGACUACAACUGGACAUUCAGGUUCACAGGCAGGACUAUACACAACGCCAUCAACAUGGGCUCCUACAACUACCUCGGUUUCGCUGAGAACAAUGAGGAUUUUCUGAAAACUGUGGCAGACAAAAUAAGCCAGUAUGGGGUCGGGGUUUGCAGCACAAGGAAGGAAAUAGGUAACCUGAGCAUCCACGAAGAUUUGGAGAAACUUGUGGCCACUUUCCUCGGAGUCGAGUCCUCCAUGACGUUCGGGAUGGGGUUCGCCACAAACUCCAUGAACAUUCCAGCACUCGUUGGCAAGGGUUGUUUGAUAUUGAGCGAUGAGCUCAACCACACGUCUCUCAUCUUAGGGGCCAGAUUGUCAGGAGCGACCAUCCGGGUGUACAAACACAACAACAUGCACAGUCUGGAGAAGAUGCUCAGAGAGGCGGUUUGCUCAGGGCAGCCUCGGACUCACAGGCCUUGGAAGAAGAUCCUCAUCAUGGUGGAAGGCAUCUAUAGCAUGGAAGGCUCAGUGGUGCGACUACCAGAGAUCAUCGCUCUGAAGAAGAAGUAUAAAGCGUAUCUGUACCUGGACGAAGCCCACAGCAUCGGAGCAGUGGGACCGACAGGCCGGGGCGUGACCGAGCUGUUUGAUCUGAACCCAGUGGACGUGGACGUUAUGAUGGGCACCUUCACCAAGAGCUUCGGGGCUGCAGGAGGCUACAUCGCGGGGAAAAAGGAGCUGGUGGACUACCUCCGCACUCACUCCCACAGUGCGGUGUACGCCUCGGCCAUGUCCCCUCCCAUCACUGAGCAGAUCAUACGUGCCAUGAAGUGCAUCAUGGGAAAGGACGGGACCACAGAGGGCAUUAAACGGGUCCGCCAGCUGGCAGAGAACACCAGAUACUUCAGGGCCAGACUGAAGGAGAUGGGCUUCAUCAUCUACGGCGAUGAUGACUCGCCUGUGGUUCCGAUCCUGCUCUACAUGCCAGGCAAAGUGGUGGCUUUCGCUCGAGAAAUGCUGGAGAGGAAAAUUGGCGUAGUGGUUGUAGGUUUCCCAGCCACACCGAUCACAGAGGCCCGAGCUCGCUUCUGUUUGUCUGCAUCACACACCAGAGCAAUGCUGGACCAGGUGCUGCACCAUCUGAACGAGGUGGGAGACGGCCUCUGUCUCAAGUUCUCACGGCGGAAAUAUUCCUCCCGGCCCGGCCUCUGCGACAGGCCAGACUUUGAGCUGGACAGCUGAUGUGACCCUUGACACCUUCGCUCCACAGUGUCAAAACGAAGUCUUAAGUGUCCACGCCACAGCAGACCCUUAAACGCACGCAGCCGGCAACACCCGCGGCUCGCCGCAGGAAAAGGGGCCAAAUGUUUGGCAUCUGCGUUUGGAAAUGUUUGUAAAAGAUUGUGAUUUAACAGGACACAUAUUUAUGCUUCCCAAAAAACUAUAUGAACUCUUUAGAUGCUUUAUUUCUGAAUGCGUUGAUUUGUGAAUACAUAAAUGAAUUUAUUUCAAUGAA